UUUUCACGCAAAACACUCUCCCGUUCGCUAUCAAAGGAAGAACUUCCACAAUACAAAAUGUCUGCUAUCAUUGUAUUUUUAUUCUUUUCAUAUUUAAGUAUAACAGGUAAAGGUCUAGUGUCAUCCGAAUGUCGUUUUCCUGACAAUUAUAGAGGAAAUUAUUUUUCGAGAAAUCCUAAUAUUGAAGUGACCAUUGAAGACGAUGAGAUUAAGCCUUGGGGAAAAUGCCAUUCGAAGAAUUUUGAUUGGUUUAUUUUAGCUGAAAGAAAUCCUAAUAUUGAAGUGACCAUUGAAGACGAUGAGAUUAAGCCUUGGGGAAAAUGCCAUUCGAAGAAUUUUGAUUGGUUUAUUUUAGCUGAAAGAAAUCAAAACAAGAGCUGUUUAAAAUGUCUUCAGUUAAUAUUAAGAAGUCCUUUGAUAAUUGAAGUUCUAGCAGAAGAGUUAAGUUCAUGUCAUUCAGAAGAGAAUAUUUUUUGUCCAAAUGUCAUUGCAAUGCCAUCGAAAAAGUAUUUUCUUUAUCGGCAAGAAACACUACAAGUUUAUCAUCAUUCAGAAAUUCUUUGUCCGUUUAGAGGAAAAUUCCGAAUAUCAUAUUCAGCUGAUGGAGGGAAACGAAGAUGUUAUUCUUUUAUUUCGGAAUUGAUCAAUUGUCCGAUUUCUGAUACUUUCCACAUUAAAUAUAAAAAUUGUAGCUUUCCAGAAAAAGAAUUAAGAUUUCAAUGUUUGGGAGAUUGGGAUGCCUUUGAAAACCAACGUUAUAUUAUUCUGAAAAAGAAAUAUGAAAGAAGUGAAAUGAAACUCUUAUGUGGAUUAUAUCGACGAGAUAUUCAAAAUGAAAAUAUAUAUUUGGCUUUAUCGAGUGAUGACAGAUGCGGAAUGUUAUAUUCGUCAAUUAUUGGCCAAGAAACAAUGAUUCUUCAUCCAGUUCAAAUUUCAAAUAAGUUUGUUAAAAACUUUAGUUGUUCGUUUCCUGAAUGGUCACUUGGUCAAUGGGAAGAUUUAAUUGUUGAACGAAAUAUUAUCAAUUAUGGCGGAAAUGAAAAAAUAAAUUUUCACACAUCUCAUUGUAUUCGAAUGGAAAAUCCUUUCUACGCAAAUAGAUAUUUAAUACAUUCGAUAGAUAAGUGUGAUAAAGAAACGUAUGGUUGCAUAUGGUUGGUCAAUAGAACAAUGAACAUCAUUGAAUUUCAGUUAGGUAAACGAUUUGGAAGCAUUAAUGAUACCUCUUCUGUUUUGUGUUCAAACGAUCAGUUUAAUAAUAAAAGCUGGUUUACAAAACUCAGAAGUGAUAUGAAUGAAACUUCACAUUUUCCGAUAAUGGGAGAAUAUUUUGGCAUUCUUCCAUUUCAAGAUGAUCUUUGCCUCAGAAUAAUGACUGACUGUAUCAAGCCGGAUUUAUUAGCACAAAAAACAGUAAAGUGCCACGAUAUAAAUGAAGUCUUAGAAGUUAAUCAUUAUCUCUGCUAUGGAAAUUGGAUAGAUGGGACAAUUGUUUAUUCUUAUGCUUUUCACUUAGAAAGUAAAGAAAUGCGAUGUUUUGCAGGAAAGAUAGAUGAGAAUAUGGUAAAAAUCGUCGAAAUUGGAGAGAAUUGUAUCAGACAACAAAUCCCUCUUCAAAAAGCAAUGGAUUUAAUUAAAAUAGGAAGCUGCCUAUCUGAUAACAUGAAAUCCGAAAAUAUUUCCAUAUCUUCAGGAUCAUCGGUUCCCGCUUCGACAAUGAACACUAUGGCUGUAAAUUCAUCACCUACUAUUGCUGGAUUUUUAUAUUGUCUCUUUGCUUUACUUCAUGCUGCUCGUGAAUUAAAAUGCCCAUUAGAUCGUAUAGGCCUAUGUAUAUUAUUUUGACAAGAAAUUUUAUAAUUAUGAAAUUAGAUUCAAUUAUUUUAAUGGUCUAUUUAUAAUUUUAUAAAACUAAAAUCGAAAUAGCUUUAUUUAAUAUAUGGUAAGGAUCGGUAGUUUGGUGAUAUGGGUAAUCUGGUUAUGUUUCUACAAAGAGAAUCGCCAGAUUACUAUUACAGAUAGCAAGUUAUCAUUUACACCAUGGAUGACAGGAAAAGUUUAAAAUAAACUUUUUGCCAUUAUUACCGCAUGGGCCUAUCGUGCUGCGGAGACGAAAGAUUUUGUCUUGACACUGCUGAUUUUUGUGAUCUGUCUGUCACUCAUAAUGAAGACAUGUUCAGGUGAAUGCUGCAUGUGUCACACAUUGUCAACUUUUAUGUUCGAAUUACCUCCUAAUUGAUACAAAAUUACCAGGUUCAGUGGUUUAUAUUAUUUAUGCCAAAUAUCUUUUAUCAAAAAUAAGAAUGUGUUAUGAUAAACAUAAAAUAGACUUUUCACAGGAUAGUAUCGCCUUUCUUUAAUGUUAGUAAUAAUUCAGUCACGACCAAAAUCUAUCACCACAUUAUCAAACUUUACCGUACGAGCGACACUGUGCAGAAACAAUGUAUUUUCUACAACAAUCAAUAGUAUUGCGAUCAAACAACCACAAGAGAUUUUUCAACUAUUUAAUUUUAAAAUACCGAUUUCAAUAAUUGAGAGAGUAAUAUAAAAUGUAGGGCCUUAGAUUAAGAAAAAAAGCAUUUAGUCAUAAAACAAAUAACCGAUUAUAGUUUUAUAUCCAGAUCGUUUGACAGAACUUAUGUAAAAGUAAUCUGUAAAAUGUUAAAAUGAAUCUUUGAUAAUCAUAUUGGAUUGACAGCUCUUCCUCAGAAGAGCUGUCAAUUGACUCGAUGCUCAUAUUGGAUCAAAUUGAAUCAAAUUCGAUGCUCAUAUUGGAUUGACAGCUCUUCUGAGGAAGAACUGUCAAUCCAAUAUGAGCAUCGAAUUUUGUUUUCAUAGUCCUUCACUAUACAAAUAAUUCAACUUAAUUCUCUGAAAGUUGGACUUUGGUUUGUUUCUGUAAUUAAAGUUUUAAAAUAAAAGGCUUAAAUUUUUUUUUGCUUUUGCUUCUAUAAUUAAUACUAUUAUGAUUUUAAAUUAAUAUUUGCAUAAAAUCACGAUAGCAUUAAAAUUAAAAUAUAUAUGAAAAAUAUAAUUAUUAGAAAUAAGGGUUGGUUGGCGUUGAAAUUUGUGGGCCGAGAUAGGCCAGAGAGCCAGGUCUUUUAACUCUUAAUAUGUAUGUUCUAGAGUUCUGUAUAUAGGUUUAUUGCCUUCAGAUAUGCCAUUGUCCAUUAUCAUCUAGUAUACUCCGUAGAGCUUGGUCGUUUGAAGAUGUAUGUUGUCAAAGAUAUGUUUUAUAUUGAAAGCACGUUAUUAAUAUAUGUCGGAUGGUAAGUGGGGUGUUGCAAGUUGAGCAUUUCGGUUCAAUAUCCUUGUUAGUAGAUAGAUGUUAGUCUUGUGUGUUCUGUUCUGAGUCGAGCAAGUAUAUUAGAAAUAAUACUCGGUGGUUAAUUACAUAGCAAUCGUGUUUACAAUUAAAAAUCAAUGAAAUAUUAAUAUUUAUUAGAAUCACAAGGCAAACGAGAAACAUUUCGUAUACUUGUAUUAUUUAAACUUUAUUUUUUACUCUUUCCGCCCUGUGGAUAUUAAGAGGAAUUUUUUCUAUACCCACGGAUUCGCUCAUACUGACAAUAGAGGCGACAGAGUGGUGAGGGACGGAGCCCUAUAAAUCCAAGUAGUAUUUUUUAAAUGUUAAGAAAACUUCGAAAAUGAUAUAAAGUGUAUUUUUCAAAAUUAGAAAAAAUAAUCAUCAAAGUUCUUUCUAAUUAUAUAAUGAUACUGAGGAAUUUGUAUUAUCAAUGAACAAUUGUAUCUGCAUCCUUUUAUAUUGAUGCCAUCUCAAUGUAAAAUUUUGCAAUUGUAAAAGUUUCAAAUUAUACACAUAUGUAAUAAUA
Molecule: messenger RNA, 3833 nt
Organism: Centruroides sculpturatus (bark scorpion)
Lineage: Eukaryota; Metazoa; Arthropoda; Arachnida; Scorpiones; Buthidae
Exons: 16
Coding region: 58-1845 (595 amino acids)
Source: RefSeq, a predicted model, not a curated record